Messenger RNA from Salvelinus sp. IW2-2015, 1416 nucleotides. Its product is annotated as heterogeneous nuclear ribonucleoprotein C. Gene Ontology annotation, cellular component: nucleus. The record is from RefSeq and is a predicted model, not a curated record. Gene Ontology annotation, molecular function: RNA binding. NCBI's taxonomy places the organism in Eukaryota, Metazoa, Chordata, Actinopteri, Salmoniformes, Salmonidae.
CGAUUAUUCGUUUCGUAAUGUUUAUGUUGUUACACAUUCUGAUAUAGGUGGGUGCACGUGGCAUUCCAGUAACUUUGAGGAAAACGAUUUUAUAUCAGUUGUGUCCGUCGUUCACACGCGAAUCUGCCCUCUCAUUGGCUAGAAUGUUACCACCUGAUCGCGCCUCCCUUCUACCUUUGCGGACAUGUAAUUCCAUUGUUAGAGCGUAUAAGUCGUGGGGCGAAGUUCUGCGUUCUGAGAGGGUGCUGAUGAAGUUGUAGUUUUUGCUGAGAGCACCCAAGACACCUGCCCGCACACACUGGCCCUGUGCUCAGUGUCAGAACUGACUGACUGACAGACGAUCGCCCUGCACACAGACACUAUGGAUCUGUCCCCCACCACCAGCAGCCUGAUGGCCAGCAACGUGACCAACAAGACGGACCCGCGCUCGCUCAACUCGCGGGUCUUUAUCGGGAACCUCAACACACUCCUGGUCACCAAGGCAGACGUGGAGGAAAUCUUCAGCAAGUAUGGCAAGAUCGUAGGCUGUUCUGUGCACAAGGGCUUUGCCUUCGUCCAGUUCGCCAACGAGAGAUGUGCCCGAGCCGCUGUAGGGGCCGAGGAUGGACGCAUGAUCGUGGGACAGGUGCUGGACAUUAACUUGGCUGGAGAACCCAAACCCCACAGGUCAAAGACCGCAAAGCGCUCGGCGGAAGAGAUGUACAGGUCUGAUUCAAUUAGUCCCACAUUUGAUCUGGACUAUGACUUCCAGAGAGAUUACUAUGACCGAGUGUACUCGUACCCAUCCCGUGUGCCCCCUCCUCCUCCACCCUUGUCCCGAGCAGUGAUCCCGUCCAAGCGCCCGCGGGUCAGCAUGACUGGAGGGGGCAGCCGCCGCACCAAGGCCAGUUUCUCCUCUUCCUCCAAGAGCAGCCAGAGGGCAUCCUCAAGAACAAUGAAAACAGAUGACCUGCAGACCAUCAAGAAGGAGCUGACAAUGAUUAAACACAAAGUAGACUACCUGCUGGAGAGCCUAGACCGCAUGGAGAAGGACCACAGCAAGAAGUCAGAUGAGAAGGGUGCAAAGCCUGAGCCUGGAGAGGUUUCCUCACAGCAGCACUGCAGCAACAAGGAGGAGAGCAUCAAGAGGGAGAGGGAGGAUCUCAACGACUCUGAGGAGGAGGAGGGGGAUCUGCUAGAAGAGGAGGAGGUGAAGAGUCAACAAAGGGAAGAGGAGGAUGAUGAUGAUGAAGAGGAGGAAGGAGAGCAUGUGGAUGGAGACGACGAUGGUGACAGUGUCAACGGAGAUGAGGACUCUUAGACCACACGCAGACUGAUGCACACUUGUACAGACAACACAUCCACAUGGCUUCCAGUGGCUCCUCCGACUCCUAUUUUAAUACCCGCACUACUACGAAACGUGAGAAAACAUCAAUA